AGGGUACUGCUGAAAGUAAGACAUUCAGUGCAUCACAUCUGAGAAUCUCUCGUCAGUCAAGACCCGGGAAGAGAAGUAAAGAGCCCCGAAGAGCAGCCUGUCUACAUCUGAUAGGAACAGGCCUGACGGAGAUGCCAUCAUGUCAGAUUAUUACGGAAAUUCAACCGACCUAUAUGACUAUGAAGACUAUUACGAUGGAACAGGGGAAGACUUCACUCCCUGCAACCAUGCUGAUUUGAGGAAUUUCAUCAAAGUGUUUCUGCCCACUCUCUACAGCUUUGUUUUCGUCCUAGGCUUCUUAGGCAAUGGCCUCGUGGUGUGUGUCCUGGUGAAGCAUCUCAACCAGAGCAACUUGACAGACAUCUGCCUUUUCAACCUGGCUCUCUCCGACCUCCUCUUCGUCCUCACGCUGCCUUUCUACUCUCACUACGCCAGGGUCGGCCAAUGGACUUUCGGAGACUUCAUGUGCCGCCUCGCCUCCGGCUCCCACAGCACCGGUUCUCAGCAGCAUCUUGUUCAUGGUGGUCAUGACCCUUGACAGCUACAUGGUCAUCAUGCACGCUCACAAGGUGGCACGAUAUCGCACCCUGAGGUCAGCCGUCGGCCUGACCGUGUUCAUCUGGACGCUGAGCUUCUGCAU
Messenger RNA from Notothenia coriiceps (black rockcod), 640 nucleotides. Its product is annotated as C-C chemokine receptor type 1-like. The record is from RefSeq and is a predicted model, not a curated record. The transcript is spliced from 3 exons. Gene Ontology annotation, cellular component: membrane; external side of plasma membrane. The coding region runs from base 140 to 538 and encodes 132 amino acids. Gene Ontology annotation, biological process: immune response; positive regulation of cytosolic calcium ion concentration; cell chemotaxis. Gene Ontology annotation, molecular function: C-C chemokine receptor activity; C-C chemokine binding. Lineage: Eukaryota; Metazoa; Chordata; Actinopteri; Perciformes; Nototheniidae.